Antrostomus carolinensis (chuck-will's-widow) is the source of this 2388-nucleotide messenger RNA. Its product is annotated as E1A-binding protein p400. Gene Ontology annotation, cellular component: NuA4 histone acetyltransferase complex; Swr1 complex. The transcript has 6 exons. The annotation marks the transcript as partial. Lineage: Eukaryota; Metazoa; Chordata; Aves; Caprimulgiformes; Caprimulgidae. Gene Ontology annotation, molecular function: chromatin binding. Gene Ontology annotation, biological process: DNA repair. The record is from RefSeq and is a predicted model, not a curated record.
AUGCACCAUGGUAAUGGUCCUCAGAAUGCCCAACGCCAGCUCCAGAGGUCCAGGUCCUUCACAGGCAGUGAGGGAGAAGAGCAACAGGCAAAUUUACCCCAGUCCCCUGCAGCUUCUUUUGCACCUUCUGCAAGUCCAUCUGCGCCCCAGUCCCCCAGUUACCAAAUUCAGCAAUUUAUCAUGAGUCGGAGUCCGGUGGCUGGGCAGAACGUCAACAUCACGCUGCAAAACGUCGGACCGGUGGCUUCAGGAAACCAGCAGAUCACUCUGACCCCACUGCCAAUUCCAAACCCGACGUCACCCAGUUUUCAGUUCAGUCCCCAGCAGAGGCGGUUUGAACAUGGAUCCCCAUCGUAUAUUCAGGUCACGUCACCGCUGCCCCAGCAGGUUCAGUCUCAGAGCCCGACGCAGCCCAACCCUGUGCCAGUGCAAACGUUACCCAACGUUCGGGCCGGCACUCCGGGCCCUGGGCUGGGCAUGUGCAGCCAGAGCCCUACUAGAGGCUUUGUAGAUGCUAGUGUGCUUGUGAGACAAAUCAGCUUGAGUCCUUCAAAUGGUGGACACUUUGUUUAUCAAGAAGGACCAGGAAUUGCACAAAUUGCUCAAGGAGCUGCUGCACAAGUACAGCUUCCAUCUUCUGGGACGACGGCUACGGUAAGGGAGCGCAGGCUUUCCCAACCUCAUUCGCAGUCUGGUGGCACCAUUCAUCAUCUCGGUCCUCAAAGUCCUGUAGCUAGCGGAGCAAAUAUGCAAUCUUUGACUAGCCCGGGCCACAUUACGACUACCAGCUUGCCACCCCAAAUCAGCAAUAUUAUCCAAGGGCAACUUAUGCAACAGCAGCAGCAAGUGCUUCAGGGACAGCCGCUGGGUAGAGCCAUUGGAUAUGACAGGACUUCUGGUGGAUUGAUAGCAGGAGUUGGAGGACCUAGUGCAUUUGGAAUGACGUCACCACCUCCUCCCACAAGUCCUUCACGGGCCACUGUACCACAGGGGCUGUCAAGUCUUCCUCUUACUCCUACAGUUAACACGACAGUGAAAAAACAACCCAAAAAAUUGGAGGAGAUUCCUCCUGCCAACCAAGAGACUGCUCAAAUGAGAAAACAAUGUUUGGAUCAUCACCACAAGCAGAUGGAAAUCCUUAAGGAAACUUUUAAGGAAUGUUUGAUUGAACUGUUUUUCCUGCAACAUCUUCAAGGGAAUAUGAUGGACUUUCUGGCUUUUAAGAAGAAACACUGCGUUCCACUGCAAGCAUACCUGAGGCAAAAUGACUUGGAUCUGGAGGAAGAAGAAGAGGAAGAACAAUCCGAGGUCAUCAAUGAUGAGCAAACGCAUACAGGGACUCCAGUAACUGGGACUGUGAACACCAUAGAAAUUGAAGCUUUUAAGAGGCAGCAGGCACUCGCACCAGCAGAUUCGUCUAAGAGACCACGAAUUGAAGUGGGCCGUCAUGGGAUGGUUUUUCAGCACCCGGGUGUGGCUUCAGGAGUUCCUCUUCAACAGCUAAUGCCAACGGCACAAGGUGGAAUGCCUCCCACUCCUCAAAGUGUACAGCUGACUGGACAGAAACAGAGUCAACAGCAGUAUGACCCAUCUAAAGGCCCUCCUGUGCAGAACGCAGCAAGUCUGCAUACGCCUCCGCCGCAGCUGCCAGGGAGACUGCAGCCUGCAAAUGUCCCUAUGACGUCUCUCCCAGCUGCGCUGCAGCUUUCACAGCAGCAACCACAGAUAGUGGAAUCUCCAGCUCAGCCUCAGAUUCAGGUGAAGAUCCAGCCUCAAAGUGUACCCCUGACUUCCACUCCACUUCCAGCACCACUUCAACAGCAGGUGCCACCAGCAAUCCAUGUGCAAGGACAGACGCCAAACCAAGUGUCACAGCCACAAGCUACAGUACAGCAACAGACUGUGACUCUGACACGACCAUCUGCAGAUCCUGCUCAGACCUCUCAGCGUCUUACGGCAAAUACACUACCACCUACCUCAUCCGUUGCGCCAGCAACUGUCUCAGGCACAACACCGCCUUCUACAUAUCCAGUACAAACAAACAGGACCUCUCCAGCAACUAACAAGUCCCUGUCUCCUAUUGCAUCAAAACCCCCAGGCUUAGCAGUAGCAGCAACACCUAAAACACAAAGUCCAGCUCAGAAUGCAGCAGUAUUACCACAGGACAACUCUCAAGACAAGCUUGCUGAGCAAGUAAAGCUGGAAAAUCAAAUCCAUCAGCGAAUAGCAGAACUGAGAAAGGAAGGUUUGUGGUCCCUGAGGCGACUGCCUAAACUCCAAGAAGCUCCAAGACCAAAAUCUCACUGGGAUUAUUUGCUGGAAGAAAUGCAGUGGAUGGCAACUGAUUUUGCACAAGAGAGAAAGUGGAAGAUGGCAACUGCUAAGAAG